ACGGUAUGGUACCGUACCGGUAAGCAUGCUGCACAUGGGCCGGCGCAAGAGUUAUCCUAUUUUAUUUCUGUAGACGUGCAUAACUGAUCUGAGCAAAAUGACGACAAUACGACCUUUCACAUGUGACGAUUUAUUCAAGUUCAAUAACGUGAAUAUGGAUUAUCUCACAGAAACUUAUGGGAUUCCAUUCUAUCUCCAAUACUUGGCACAUUGGCCGGAGUAUAUUCAAGUCUGUGAAGCGCCCGGAGGUCAGAUCAUGGGAUACAUCAUGGGCAAAGCAGAAGGAUCUGUCGCCCAAGAGACGUGGCAUGGUCAUGUGACUGCAUUGUCUGUUGCCCCAGAGUACAGGAGACUGGGAUUGGCUGCUAUCAUGAUGAAUAUUCUGGAGGAGAUAUCAGAGAGGAAAGACUGCUUCUUCGUCGACUUGUUCGUUCGUGUGUCAAAUGAGAUUGCAACUAACAUGUACGCUCGGCUUGGGUACACUGUGUACAGGAAGGUCUUACAGUACUACUCGGGCGACCCUGAUGAAGAUGCGUAUGACAUGCGCAAGGCUCUGAGCCGAGACAAGGAUAAGAAAUCAGUGAUCCCCCUCAAGAAUCCUGUCAGACCUGAAGAUGUGGAAUGACAAUGAGCUGGUAAACUUGACUUGGAGCAUUACAACUUAGGACCUACCACAACACACAAAUCCAAAUUGCUACAUAAGCAAUUCAUUGUCACAUGGGGUAUUCAAAUCAAAAUGUCUGUAUGUAAUAAAUACAAUAUUUCCUUCACCAUUUGAUUAUGGGAAAGAUCCAGGGAAACUCACCGGAAGGAUAUAGUGUAAUCAAAUUCUUGACACUGUCGGAUUUGGAUCAUGGUUUAAGCUAAUCAAGAAGUUAGAACAUUGGCCUGUAAAUAUAUAUCUCAAUAUAACUAAAGAAAAAACAAUUAGAACAAAAGUACUUCCUUUGAUCUGUAAUAUGUUUAUGUUGAUAUAGACACCAUAAAAAAAUUUAUAGGUCUGAUGAGGUCAUAUCAAGAUUCAAUCCUGCAUUUUUAGAAGACAUCCAUUAUGGUAUUUGAUUGCAACUGUUUCUCAAUUUAAUAGAUAAUGUUGACUGAUUAUAUGGAUAUGUUCUAAUUGCAGGGCCUAAAACUAAAGCCAUCCAAGGCCAUGGCAAUUGAUGCUCUUAAUAUUUGAUUUGCCUCAAUGCCCCUCACAUUGGCCAGAGAUUGGUUGUGCCCUUU
Messenger RNA from Lytechinus variegatus (green sea urchin), 1227 nucleotides. RefSeq names its product N-alpha-acetyltransferase 20-like (gene naa20). Gene Ontology annotation, cellular component: NatB complex. The record is from RefSeq and is a predicted model, not a curated record. Lineage: Eukaryota; Metazoa; Echinodermata; Echinoidea; Temnopleuroida; Toxopneustidae. Bases 98 to 625 code for a protein of 175 amino acids. Gene Ontology annotation, biological process: N-terminal peptidyl-methionine acetylation. Gene Ontology annotation, molecular function: protein-N-terminal amino-acid acetyltransferase activity. The transcript is spliced from 6 exons.